UUAUUUCCCUGUUAAAGUCGGUCAAAGAGACUAGUGUAUUUAUCUAGCUAUAAAGUAAUUUUAAAAUGAAUAAAAAUGUUGCUUUGCUUUCAAAUGUCACGCAUAUGGCUUUUGGCAAUCUACAGCGGGACGUAUGCUAUGUAUGGGCACCUUUGAGGUUUAAAUGGGUCUAAUUGUGAGGCGGCCGCUGAUGUCAUCUUAUCUACUUUCGUUUUCGAUGAACGUUUAAUAACCUUACCUUUUGCGUAUUUCAAUGCUGUAUUCACAAGAAGGUAGCUCUUUUUAUUUAUUAAGUCUGCGUGGACAUUCCAAAGCAAAAAAGAGCGGAAGUUCGCGUCCCAGUUCAAGUGGUUACGGUUCUCUGGACCACACAUCGGAUUUAAACAGUACAAUACUUCCGUCUUCCAGAGAGUCGCUGACAAAAAGCUUGGAAAAUUUGAACCUAGAUUCACUAGAAUCUCCGAAAUCGAAGAGACGCUGCUUCGAAAUUUCAACAUUUGAGUUGGAAGAUAUUGAAAGCGGUUACUGGUCCGACUCUCAGGCUGAAGAUAGAGAUUAUUACGUUAAACUUGCUACCAAAGAUGACGAAGACGGAGAUACGAUGUUGUUUAUUAAAAUUAUUCAUAAGGAAACCAAACAAGUGUUGGAAAUAAUCAAUAAUUUGCCGACAAUAGAGCCAUUACAUAGGCACAACCUACUGCGUCAGUCGGCGUUGCACCUCUCUGUAUUGACGGAUAAUCCUGACGUGACUCGGCGUCUUGUGGUUGCAGGAGCGGACGUUUGUCGACGAGAUAGGCUGGGCAACACACCUUUGCACAUUGCAUGCAUACAUGGAUUUGCAGAAUCAGCUAAAUCACUUAUUACUCCUAUAAGAUAUUCGGAAGCGAGAAAAAAUCGCUACAAAAUACCCUAUCAACAGAUACCACAAGAUACGGAGAUACGGAAUUUUGAUGGCCUUACAUGUUUGCUUCUUGCUUUACAACAAAUGCAUACAAUCGUUGCAGGAUUGCUUAUAGAAAUCGAUGCCGACAUAAACGCAGUCGACCUUAAAAGUGGGAAAACUGCGCUACAUAUCGCUGCGGAGAAUGGGCGCCGUGAAAUUGUGGAAUAUAUUCUGAAAAGGACAGGUGUUAAAUUGAAUGCGGGAAAUUACGCGGGAUACACGCCGGCCGAGUUGGCACAGUAUAAAGGCCACACACGUUGUUUGAAUGUGCUUCUUGUACAUGGAGCAGACUCCCCUAGACCGCUUCCACAUGAAAGUUGGGAUUCCGAUGACGACAGUGACUAGAGCAUGUGCAUCGUUACGAGUUCCUGGAUUUAUACCUUUGUAUUGGAAACCACCGGGUUUCCAAAUGUUUCAUAUUUACACAUAUUUACAUAAUCACGCGUUUUUUCUCUGACAUCAAACGAUUGUUUAAACAGAGAAUAUUAACAGCCACAAAUAAUAAACCUAAGCUUGUUUAUGCAGUUGUAUAUGCAUUUAAAUCAUGAGAUACUGUUGUCUAUGAAAAAUAAAUACAUCGAAUUUCAGACAAA
Messenger RNA from Dreissena polymorpha, 1536 nucleotides. RefSeq names its product NF-kappa-B inhibitor cactus-like. Lineage: Eukaryota; Metazoa; Mollusca; Bivalvia; Myida; Dreissenidae. Bases 254 to 1288 code for a protein of 344 amino acids. Gene Ontology annotation, molecular function: protein binding. The transcript has a single exon. The record is from RefSeq and is a predicted model, not a curated record.